CAUUCGAUCGAUUCUUGUUAUAAUUGCUUUUACAAUGUUAAUUGCGCCGCGAUGUGAAUAAAACAGCUAAAUCAAUUCCAAUUAUUCCAUCUUCUUUACGCUCGUAUAAAAUGAAUAUAUUUAACAUAUUCACACAAUCAAACGAAUGGUACAAAUAUGUAGUUGUUAAAUACGUAUAAUUAAAAAAUAUUCUUAAUAGUACACAGUAUUGAUGUUUUCUAUAAAAAAGACAAAAAUAACAAGUGUAAAGUUUUAGUGUUAUACAAAGUGGGUUACUAUUUGAAAAAGUGGCGCAUUGUCGUGAACAAUACCGCGGAGAAAAAUCAAUAUUAUGCAGCAUCGUUGCCUAGCUGCAAUUAGGUUGCACUAAAUGACCUAAAAUACUAUAACUAUCAUCUCAGAAUGAUGUAGAAUUAAGAAAAUUUUAACAAGUGAAAUAUAAUAUAAUUACCAAAAUGAUGGAAGGUAUAUUAUCGCAGAGAGUAACACCAUUAUUAAAGUGUAUGGUAUUAUUCCUCUUUAUAUUCACGGCCAAAGUUCUAACAUCGCGACCUCACGAAGAUUCUUCACACGACACAAGGAACAGUAUAUAUCAUCAAAAACCUGCCCACUAUGUAAGGACCUUCACAAAAUACCAUCAUAGGAGAACCAUACAGUGGAAUAAUAAUAAUGCGCAAGAUAUCACGGCUUACUGGCCAGUUACACAAGACCAGCCAAAGGUAAUUGGUAAAAGGAGUGUUGAUAUUCCAAAUUCAAAUGAACUGCUGGAUAUUGAAGAUGAAAGAAGCCUGAAUCAGUUGGCCUCUGCCUCUGUCAGAGGUAACAUCAUAGCUGGUGUUGAUAAGAUAUCCACAGAAUCUGGCAAAGAUGAUCAAAAUAAAUUAUCCAAUGAAUUUAAGAAGUACAAACUGAAGCCAGCUGUUAUUGUUACCGAGGCACCUACUAUAACCGUUCCAACUAUAUCCUGUCUAUAUAAGAUACAUAGUGUGGCAAUGAGUGUAACACCGUCUUACGAUGACGAGAGAAAUGCACAGUUGAUGGUGGAAAAUGAAAUAUUUGAUACUGGUACACUAUCAGAGACGACUCUUCCAAAUGGUGAAGUGGCUCAAGUUGAACAGUGCACUGAUCCCAAGGCGUUUUGCUAUACUCUAUGGCACCAGGACAAUGAGGGAAACAUCACUGUAAUGGGACAAGGUUGUUGGCGUUCAUCUCAAGCUGAAGGUUCGAAUAGUUGCGACAAAUGUACGAGAGUCACUGCGAGACUACCGGGUAGCAAGUUCUGCUGCUGCACAAAAAGUUUCUGCAAUGCUGACUUUACUAACAUCAAAGAAGAGACCGUAACUAUCAAAGCGGAAUCGACGAUGGAAAGCGCGACACAUCCGAAUUAUUCCAACAUUGUUGCGUCCGGCAUUUUAGCGCUGGUCGCAAUUCUGUUGAUGGCAAUAGUAUUCAGGAAGAUGUAUUGUAAGAGGAUGGAGCUGGACAAGGACGAUCUGAGCGAAGGAGUUGACGUUGAAAAAGGCGAUAUAAUGGGAAGCGGUCCAGACGCUCUGGCAACGGGAUUACUGUGUGUUGAUAAUCUCACCCUGAUCGAACAUAUCGGUCAGGGUAAGUUCGGGUCAGUGUGGCGCGGCAGCCUGGCGGGCGCGCCCGUCGCCGUCAAACUGUACUCCGCGCCCUCCGCCUGGCACAAGGAGGCCUCGGUCUACGCCGUGCCUCACCUGGCCCAUCCCAACAUACUUCGUUACUACGGCAGCGACAGCCGCGCGUCGCUGACGGAGGCGGGCGGGCGCUCGCAGCUGGUGGUGCUGGAGCUGUGCCAGGAGUCGCUGCGGCGCCGCCUGCAGCGCGAGCCGCUGUCGUGGCGCGAGUUCGCCGGCCUCGCGCACGGGCUCGCCGCCGCGCUCGCGCACCUGCACGCCCCCGGAGCAACGAAGCCUUGUAUAGUACAUCGUGACGUCAACAGCGGCAACGUACUCGUGGCGCCUGACGGCACCGCCCGCCUGGCCGAUCUGGGACUAGCUCAGCCGUUGCUGCCUAGACGGGAUCAUUCUACACCUAGUCGGAUAACUGAGGCGGGCACGCUGCGCUACCUGGCGCCCGAGGCGCUGGAGGGCGCGCUGGACCUGAGCGGCGCGCGCGCGGCGCUGUGCGCGGUGGACGUGUUCGCGCUGGCGCUCGUGCUGUGGGAGAUGCUGUGGCGCUGCGGGGGGGCGCACCCCGCGCGCGCGCCGCCCUACGCGCCGCCCUACCACUCGCACGGCCUGCCGCCGCGCCCCACGCUGGCGCAGAUGCAGACGCUGGUAUCCCGGAACAAAGCACGGCCACCGCUUCCCAAGGGUCCGGUUCCAGAGUGGCGAGCUUUGAAGAUAGCUUCGGACACGUGUGACGAGUGCUGGGACCACGACGCUGAAGCGAGAUUAACAGCAGUGUGUGUCGAAGAACGAAUGGCAGAACUUAAAAUGAUGCUGCAAGUUCAAGGACCUGUGAUACACGAUAAUAACUUACACCCCCACCCCCCUGCAUCUACGGAACCUCCUACAGCGUCACCGUUGGAAACCGAUAAGAACUCGAAUUGUACAGUUCGCAACGGUGACGUCACCACGCCCCUCUUAUACCCCGACCCACACAUAGGUAGAAACGCCUGCAUCGAACGUAAUACAAACACAAACAUGACGCAGACGCACACAGUCGAACUUAUACAUAAAAGCCUCAAAGAUAUAACUACUACGGAACCGAGACAGCCGAAUAUCGAAGAGAAUUGUCUAUCCGUAGCGAGAGUGUCUCACAACAGGGUGCAGACUCGAGAAAAUUCGGACAGGUUUAACGAAAUCAGAUCCUACCAGCGACCAUUGGACUAUGUCCAAAACGAUGUGAGCUCUCACGAUAUCGACAGAGGUCCCAAAGAGACAAAUCUUCUCCAGGAUCACAAAGAGAAACCUAAAUGGGGUAUACGGAAAUUUUUCGAGAAGAAACUGACUAAGCCGAAAGAAACCGAGGUCAAGUUAGACACGAGUAAUGCAAUACAAAACGCCAAAGUUAGAACGUCAGUGGUCGAAAAACCGAGCAAUAUAACCUUCGACAGACCCACGAACCUAGUACUCAGUGACGACAGGGCCUACAACUUCGAAGGUCCCUGUACGUUAUCACCUCCAAACAAAACUCUGUCGCCAACAAUGAUCAUGGAAUCUGAGAUGAAUACAGAUAAAAUGUUCAAAGAGCUACCAUCCCGUGACGAAAGCGAUAGGAAUCAAAUUUUUGCAGUGAUAGUACCAAAAGUGAAACCAGCUGAUUUACAUUACAGCAAAACCUCGAAGGGUAGCUCUGAGAGCUUAAAGCGAUCGGUUCGAACGUCCAUGUCGUCUCAGAGCAUUUUUAAAGCUGGCAACUCGGAAUCCGAGGAUUCGACGAUAAAGAAACGUUUGAGUUGCGAUAAUAGAAUCAUUACGAAUUCGAACAGCGGACGAUCUUCUAGAGCGAGUAUUAACUUAGAACUUCAAUAUAUCGACAACAAUCAACACGAGAAUUUCAAUCCAGAAAGUCCGUUCGAUUUGAAUUCGGAUUGUUCGAGUAGUGAAGACGAACACUUAAUGCUACUAUCUGAAAACGGAGGUUCUAAAAUAACAAUGCAAGCUAUACCACGGAUCGUCAACGAUGACAAGAAGAAACAGAACGACGUCUUGAAAGAGGCGAGUCAAGGAAAAACCGACUUUGGUUUCAAUAAAUAUCACAAUAAAUACGCGAACUUCGACAACGAAUUCAGCGAUCCGAAUGAUAAAGAGAAUCUCGUAAACGGCUACAGCGGAGACAAUCCAGUUUACUUGGCAGCUCUGAACGGAGAAAUAGACGCUGCAGAUCUAAAACUAAUACCUUCCAGCAGCUCUGAUCCAGAAAAGUGUCCAAAAUCACCGAAGCCAUCGUUGAAAUCGUUAUCUAUAAAACGGCAACACUCGCUAGAGCAAGUGAGCGACAUAUUCUCUUCUUCCAGCGAUGUAAACUUGCAAAAUCCGGCUGGAAGGGUCAAAACGCCCGGCGACUUGCCCGUAGCAGUCAGAAGAGCUAGAAGGGACAGAGCCUUACAAAAGGGCAGAGCUAGUGAAUGUAAUAGAUUGAGUUUGUACGACGAUCGAAUGAUGUUCGGUAACAGUUUGUGAAUCUAAUAUCAAUGGUACAGUUAUUAUUGUGAUAUUAUUAACUUCGAAUAGCAUUUCUGAAGCGGUUGAUUUCGUCGUAAAGAAAAACCUAGAGUUAGCUAUUUAUAAUAAGCGCAAUCUAAUUUGAGCAGUCGGGUUGAUCGGUAAUUCGAUGCGAGUUGUGCUAUAUGUUGUGAGAUAUUUAUACAUAUAUAGCAACAUAAAUGUGCACGGAAGUUAUGGCAAGAGAUAUACGUUAUGGUGUGCGGUUCAAUUCACGUAAACAAUCCAAGCCCUUAAUUUCUAAGGCUUUAUUCACACAGCAGUUCGUUUCACACGGUUAUACGAUAACAUACAUUAUGUUAUUUUACGAACGAGUUCACUCAAUAGUAUUCCAGAUCCAGUAAAAAAUAUCAUUUCGACGAAAUGUACAGCGUUCCAUUUUGAAGGAAUUCUGUGAGAAUUUUGUAAUUUUUAUAGCCAAUGUCGCAUAUAACAUUCUAACGUUUGAUGUUUAGUUUUUCGGUUUCGAUAAGUUUCAACUUUCUUACGGAAUGCUUCUACUGGUUUCAAAAGGGCGUAAUCCGUUGAAAACGAUCUCGUAAAUAUGGAUCUUCUGUGUGAAUGUGCACACAGAUAUUAGUCAGGAAAGGUUGCGCAGAUAUCGUUUUUAGCAACAACAGUAUGCAAGUGUAUCUCUAUGGUUAGAGAUACAAUUUCUUUCAAGUAAACCAUCGAUACGAAAUUUCUUAGUUUUCUUAGCGACUGUACAUGGACGAACUUCUCGAAGAGCCGACCAACUCAGACUACGCGUAUUAAUAUAAAUAAACGUAUAAUUAUUCCUUUUUAUAAUAUUAAGUAUUUUAAAA
Molecule: messenger RNA, 5002 nt
Organism: Vanessa atalanta (red admiral)
Lineage: Eukaryota; Metazoa; Arthropoda; Insecta; Lepidoptera; Nymphalidae
Product: probable serine/threonine-protein kinase DDB_G0278901
Exons: 12
Coding region: 456-4154 (1232 amino acids)
Biological process (GO): protein phosphorylation; cellular response to growth factor stimulus; BMP signaling pathway
Cellular component (GO): plasma membrane; signaling receptor complex
Molecular function (GO): ATP binding; transforming growth factor beta receptor activity
Source: RefSeq, a predicted model, not a curated record